AUGGAAAAAAUUUGUCGAGUAUGUUUGGCAGAGAAAGAAUGGAUGAUUGACAUCUUCACCUUAGACAAUACUGACACAGAGCUGCCAUUAUUUGAGAAAAUCAUUCAAUGUACGAACAUUGCGCUUUCAAAAAACGAAGGAUUGCCUUCCCAAAUCUGCCUUGAAUGCAAAAAUGAUCUCAACACUGCCUACCGUUUCCGUCUCAAUGUCGAAGGAUCCGAUUUUAUCCUCAAAAAAUUCAGCACAGAAUCGUUUCAAGACGAAAUCUCGCCCGAAACAGUGGAUUUGGACGACGACAUCCACGAAGAUCACGAUUCUUCGGAAGUUUUUGUCAAAUACGAAGCUGAUCCAGUGAUAGAAACUUCGAAUCCCGCCAAAAAUAAACUCGAAAAGGAAGGAAAAAAGCUAAAAACAGAACAAAAAGAAGUAAAAUCCAUCAUGACAGUCCCAAAAAUCUCCAAAGACGAGAAACCGCCAACUGUGAAAGGAAUCACGAAACAAACAGCACCCGAUGGAACAGUCAAAACGAUGGUUCGCAUCUCGAGAUCUGUCACAAAAGCACAAAAAACGAGCAAAAAACCGUCUGUUGAGACGCAGGAGGAAAAUUUGCAUGUUUGUCAUGAAUGUGGAAAAGCAUUUAAGAAAUCAUCUGCCUUGAGAUCGCACUCGAAACGACAUUUGAGCAUCAAAACGAACAUUUGUGAGAUUUGUAACAAGUCUUUUGUGCUGCCAGUUGAGCUUAAAAGGCAUUUAAGAGUGCAUACGGGAGAAAAACCAUACGAUUGUCGGUAUUGCGAGAAGAAAUUUUCGGAUUUUGGAACACGAGUCAAACACGAAAGAAUUCACACACAGGAAAAGCCUUUUGAAUGUCCUUUUUGCUUGAAAACAUUCACCUACUCAAAUGUAUUGAAAUUUCACAUAAUGAUUCACACGGGAGAGAAACAAUAUGCCUGUGAACAUUGCAAUAAACGUUUCAUCAAAGCUCACCAACUAAAAUGCCAUUUGGUAACACACGGAAUUGGCACGCCAGUUAAACGCAAAUCAAAACAGACAAAAAAUCCCGUAAUUUCCGAAGCGAACGAAGAUGCAAUCGCCUCUUCGACCAUCUCGAAUGAAAUCCAAACGGUUCAAGUGAUGCCCACGGGAGAUCCGACACAAACUUACAUGCUGUAUCUCAAUAAAAAAUAA
Culicoides brevitarsis is the source of this 1188-nucleotide messenger RNA. RefSeq names its product zinc finger protein 26. Gene Ontology annotation, biological process: regulation of transcription by RNA polymerase II. Gene Ontology annotation, molecular function: zinc ion binding; DNA-binding transcription factor activity, RNA polymerase II-specific. Lineage: Eukaryota; Metazoa; Arthropoda; Insecta; Diptera; Ceratopogonidae. Gene Ontology annotation, cellular component: nucleus. The transcript is spliced from 4 exons. The coding region runs from base 1 to 1188 and encodes 395 amino acids. The record is from RefSeq and is a predicted model, not a curated record.